Molecule: messenger RNA, 4137 nt
Organism: Sinocyclocheilus anshuiensis
Lineage: Eukaryota; Metazoa; Chordata; Actinopteri; Cypriniformes; Cyprinidae
Product: scavenger receptor cysteine-rich type 1 protein M130-like
Exons: 21
Coding region: 108-3959 (1283 amino acids)
Cellular component (GO): membrane
Source: RefSeq, a predicted model, not a curated record
GUUUCUGUGGUCAUGCUAAAGAUGCUGGAGUCAUCUGCUCAGAGGUCAGGCUGGUUGGAGGUUCUCGCUGCUCUGGGAGGUUAGAGAUACUUCAUGAUCAGACGUGGAUGUCAGUGUGUGACGCUGCCUUUGACCAGCAGGAUGCAGAGGUUGUGUGUAGAGAGCUGGACUGUGGGGCUCCUGUACAGGUGCUGGGAGCAGCUGCUUUUGGCAAAGGAGACGCUCAGAUGUGGACACAAGAGAUUCAGUGCAGAGGAAAUGAAUCUCAGAUUCACCUCUGUCCAACAUCACAAUCACAUGAAAACAAUUGUUCUCAUGACAAUGAUGUUGGACUGGUGUGUACAGAAAUAAUAAAUGUGCGGUUGGUUAAUGGAAACAGUCCCUGCAGUGGGACAGUGGAGGUUCAUCAUAGAGGUCAGUGGGGAACAGUGUGUGACAUUGGUUGGGAUAUGGCUGAUGCUGCAGUGGUGUGUAGAGAGCUGGACUGUGGAGAACCUGUAGAUGCUCUGAGUGAUGCUCAGGUUGGACUCGGAUCAGGACCAGUCUGGAUGAAUAAUGCAAUGUGUGCUGGAUCUGAGUCCACACUGAAAAAGUGUGGAUCUGUCAUAUGGGGUUUUCAAGGUGUGUGUCAGAGCAAGAGUGCAGGAGUCAUCUGCUCAGGUGUCAGGCUGGUUGGAGGUUCUCGCUGCUCUGGGAGGUUAGAGAUACUUCAUGAUCAGACGUGGAUGUCAGUGUGUGACGCUGCCUUUGACCAGCAGGAUGCAGAGGUUGUGUGUAGAGAGCUGGACUGUGGGGCUCCUGUACAGGUGCUGGGAGCAGCUGCUUUUGGAAAAGGAGACGCUCAGAUGUGGACACAAGAGAUUCAGUGCAGAGGAAAUGAGUCUCAGAUUCACCUCUGUCCAACAUCUCUGCCACACAAAUACAAGUGUUCACAUGAUAAUGAUGUUGGAUUGGUGUGUGCAGACAGUGUGAAUGUGAGGUUGGUUGGUGGUCACAGUCGCUGUGCUGGUAGAGUGGAGGCUCUUCAUAGAGGUCAGUGGGGAACAGUGUGUGACGCAGGUUGGGAUAUGGCUGAUGCUGCAGUGGUGUGUAGAGAGCUGGACUGUGGAGAACCUGUAGAUGCUCUGGGUGAUGCUCAUUUUGGAUCAGGAUCAGGACUAAUCUGGACAAAUCGUAUGUUGUGUACUGGAUCAGAGACUACACUGAAGAACUGUGGAUCAGUUCAGUUGUAUGAUUAUGACUGUAAUCAUGAUACAGAUGCUGGAGUCAUCUGCUCAGGAGUCAGGCUGGUUGGAGGUUCUCGCUGCUCUGGGAGGUUAGAGAUACUUCAUGAUCAGUCAUGGAUGUCAGUGUGUGACGCUGCCUUUGACCAGCAGGAUGCAGAGGUUGUGUGUAGAGAGCUGGACUGUGGGGCUCCUGUACAGGUGCUGGGAGCAGCUGCUUUUGACAAAGGAGACGCUCGGAUGUGGACACAAGAGAUUCAGUGCAGAGGAAAUGAGUCUCAGAUUCGAUUGUGUCCAGCAUCACAGAAACACAGCUGCUCUCAUGAUGAUCACCAGGCGCUUCUGUGUGCUGAUGUAAUGCAUGUGAGAUUGGUAAAUGGUAACAGUCCUUGUGCUGGUAGAGUAGAGGUUCAUCAUAGAGGUCAGUGGGGAACAGUGUGUGGUGGUGGCUGGGAUAUGGCUGAUGCUGCAGUGGUGUGUAGAGAGCUGGACUGUGGAGAACCUGUAGAUGCUCUGGGUCUUGCCCAUUUUGGUCAAGGAUCAGGACCAAUCUGGAUGAGUGUUUUAAUGUGUUUAGGAACAGAGUCUACACUGAAGAACUGUGGGUCAGCAGGAUGGAAUAAACCUGUCUGCACUCAUAAUCAUGAUGCUGGUGUCAUAUGCUCAGGUCACAAACGCUCCAGACUUGCUGAUGGGUCUAAUCUUUGCUCUGGGAGGUUAGAGAUACUUCAUGAUCAGACAUGGGUUUCAGUGUGUGAUGCUGACUUUGACCAGCAGGCUGCAGAGGUUGUGUGUAGAGAGCUGGACUGUGGGGCUCCUGUACAGGUGCUGGGAGCAGCUGCUUUUGGCAAAGGAGACGCUCAGAUGUGGACACAAGAGAUUCAGUGCAGAGGAAAUGAAUCUCAUAUUUCAUUCUGUUCAGUAUCAUCACUCAAACACAACUGCACCUUUGACAACAUUGUGGGCCUGAUCUGCUCUGGUUACACUGAUCUCAGACUGAUAAAUGGCUCAGUCACUUGUUCUGGAAGAGUGGAUCUUCAGUUCCUCAAAGAGUGGGGCACAGUGUGUGAUGCAUGCUGGGAUAUGGCAGCUGCCAAUGUCCUCUGUGGGCAGCUGAAUUGUGGGAUUGCUGUGUCUGUUGUGGGAUCAGACUGGUUUGGAGAGGGAAGUGGUGAAAUCUGGGCUGAUGUGUUUGAUUGUGAUGGGAAUGAAACCAAACUCUCAGAAUGUUCCAUCUCUUCAUGGAGUCGAGCUGAAUGUUCUCACAGACGAGAUGUUGGAGUCAUCUGCUCUGGUCGUGGGUCCAUCAGGCUGGUGGGUUCUGGGGGAGACUGUGCAGGGAGGCUGGAGGUUUUUCACAGCGGCUCAUGGGGGACAGUGUGUGACGACUCCUGGGAUAUUAAAGAUGCUCAUGUGGUGUGCAGACAGCUGCAGUGUGGAGUGGCCCUCAGUAACCAGCAGGUACCAGCCUGGUUUGGUCCUGGUUCUGGACCCAUAUGGCUGGAUGAGGUGGAGUGUGAGGGGAAUGAGACGUCCCUGUGGAGCUGCUCUUCUCCAGGCUGGGGAAAACAUGACUGUCAACACAAGGAGGAUGUAGGAGUCGUGUGCUCAGAGGAUCAGACACGCGAGUCUCCUCAGAGUCUUCUGACAUGUUCUACCUCACCAUCUCCAUACAAGAGACAGUGUUCAAAUCAUGUUCCUCUCAGACUGAGUGGAGGGGAGGGCCGGUGCUCUGGGAGGCUGGAGGUGUAUCAUAACGCUGUGUGGGGCUCAGUCUGUGAUGAUCAGUGGGACAUCAGCGAUGCUCAGGUGGUCUGCAGGCAGCUGGGUUGUGGAGCAGCACUGAGGGCUGAUGGGAAUUCAGUCUUUGGUGCUGGUGAAGGUGUUGUGUGGCUGAACAGAGUCGAGUGCAGAGGGAAUGAGAUUCACCUGUGGGACUGUCCUCUCUCCCUGAAAAACCACACUGACUGCUCCCACAAAGAGCACGCUCGACUCACCUGUGCAGAUGUGCCGGUGUCCUCUACUCCUGCCACAACAUCAGCUUCUCCUCCAGUUUCUCCUCCACUGCGCUCAACAUCAGUCUCUCCUCCACAAACUCCUCCAGCAGCAUCUCCCCCCCCUCCCCCCACUCCAGUGCUUGUGAUUGUACUGGGAGUUGUGCUCUUACUGCUCUUAGUGCCACUGCUUAUACUGAUUCAGCAGAACAGAGUGAUGAGGAGAGCUCUCUCUAAGAGGAGACACAGGACGACGACUGAAGCCGUUUAUGAGGAGAUUCAGCACAGACACAAUCACUUCACUCAGAGGGGGAGUCUCAUCUCUGAAGAACUGCAUUCUGGGUAUGAAGAUGCUGAUGAGCUUCUCUCAGCAAAAGAGUUCAAGACUUCAUAUUAUGAUGAUGUCACUAAUGGCAGUGGCCUAAAAGAAGAGAUGCUGAAGGAAAUCACACCGGGAUACUAUGAUGAUGUCAUCACUGAUGGACUGAAACCAGAUCAAGACACACCUGAGAGCUAUGAUGAUGUCAUGACGAGCGGACAGAACUCUGAUUUCAAAAAAGUGGACACACCAGAGAAUUAUGAUGAUGUCAUCAUUAAUAGACCGAGCUCUCGAGGGGUAACAGAGGGAGUUCAGGAGGAGUAUGAUGAUGUGAUGAGUGUCAGUGAAGAUGUGAGAAACCUGUUGGAUUAUGAUGAUGUGGAGGAGGAGUCAAACAAAGAAGGGAGCCAUUUGGCUCAAUGAUCUCACCCACUGCCUCAGUUCAACACAUCUGAACAAAGUUUUAGUGAUGUUGAUAUUGAUAUGUUAAUUCUCAGGUUUUUCUGGUUUCCCCUCUUUUUUGGUAUUAAACCUUUGUGAGAUUUGUAUUGUUUUUGGCAUUGUUAAAAUCAAUAAAAACAACAGACAAUUUUGUCUAGUA